GUGUCCUACUGAUUUCUUUCAGUCAGUCGUCUGACGACGUUUGAAACGAUAGUGCCGAUCAAUAUUUUUUUCCCGCUACGAAUUUUAACUAAUUAUUUUCGAGAUACAAAAAUUUUUGAGUUAAACUCCAAUUUUUAAUUCAAUUUCAAUUUUUUAAGUGACUAAUUUCUAAUACUUUUUUAAUUAUAAUCGAAUAAACGGGGUGGAAGAAGCCUAAAAAAACUUAAGAUAACUUUGAAUGAAAUCGGAAUGUCUUCGAAUACAAGUGAUUAUUCGUUGAUUCAAGAUGAGGAUGUUUUAAAACGGAUGUGGCAAGACACAGAUGAUUUUGGGCGAAAAAAGGAAAUUCGCGCCCAUAUGUAUAAAAUCCGAGAAACUCGUUUAAAAGAUUUUUACACUAACACCGGCGAAGAAAGCAUAAAAACAACUAAAACUUGCUCCGAUAAAAUGACCCACGCUGAUAGCUUAGGAGAUCAAAGCUUUUUGAGCUUAAAAACUAAAGAAAUUCGCGACUCCGAAUCCCCAACAAGAGAUGCUUACAAAAUAACAGGAAUUUCUAAAAAACACGAUCAAGGCUGGGAUAUCAUGGAGACCAAUCGCUCCUCUGAAGAUGGAAAACACCAUGUAUCAACGAGAUUAGCCACAACAUCCGGAAAAAAGGAGAUUCAAGGAGGUGAAGCGAAAUAUGCCGCAAAAGCGGAACAAAAAGCUUCGGUUUCUCAUGAAGGCGAUGAUAAAAAUUAUACUAAAUCCGUUGGAAACUCAACGAGCAAUGUGAUUAAACAGGAAGCGCAUGGUGGGGAUGAAAAUUCGAAAUUUUUUACUUCAUCAAUGACAUCUAGUUCUUCAUCGCAAUUUAAAAGCGAACAAAAAUCAACAAGCGGGGAUUUAAUCGAUGAUUUUGACCAAAUUCGAAAAAUUAAGGAAAAUAACCCGAUUAACGAUUCUAACGGAAAAACUAAAGUUUAUACGGAAACUAAAACACUCCCAGAUGGAAGCACCGUUACAACUACGAGAUAUGAAACCGUUUCUGGGUCUAAAUCUUAUUCAACUUCAUCACAGAAGAAAUCAGAAAGUCAGAGUCAUCACCAAACGACUUCCUCGCAAUCGCAAAGAAACGAGAGUGUUUCUGUACCAACCCAAGAAAUUGUUAUUGUUAAAAAUCAGUAUUUUGACGAUGAUGAUCAGUCUAGAAGAGUUGUUGGAAAAGAUUUAGGUUCUCAAAACGUUAAAGUAAUAAGAAGUGAAACUAAAACUUCAACUCAAACGAAACCAGUUUCAACUCAAGAGGUUGUUAUUACAAGUCAAAAAUGUUUUGAUGAUCAAAAAAAUGUGGAAUCUUUUGACGAUUUUAAUACUGAACAAUCAAGGAGGAGAAUUCAUGAUUUAAAAACUCUUGGGAGGGAUGAUGUAAAUGUGAAAAGUUCUACGAUUCAAAAAACAACGGAAAAAAUGAUUACUGGGGAUGAUAAAAAUGUUUAUAAAGUUGUCGAAAAUUUCCAACCUGAACAAAUCAUAAAAACAACAAAUAAAAUUGAUCAAUAUAAAUCAACGAGUGAUGAUUUCCUUCAAAAUGAACGCCGAGACGUUGUUGAAACGGCGCAAAAACCUUUACCAGUUGAAAUAAUCCCAAUUGAAACUAAAAAGCCUCUAAAACCCGAACAAGAUUUUAUUCCCCAUGAACGUCGCGAACCGUUUAAUCCCCCAAAAUCUGAAUUAGAUGAAAAACGUUCCCCAACUGAUGGUCAAUAUGAAACUACAUAUCGAACUGAUUACGUUUCGAAAAAAAUUAGCGUUGAUAUAAACCCAACACACGAUGCUUUUGUAAGAUCUUUAAGAUCGGUUAGUCCUGAUAGAAAUAGAAUUCCGAGUGGGAGAAAUUCAAGAACUCCAAGUCAAAGCUCGUUGAGGAGUAGCCCAGAAAAAAUUAGGAGGAGUCCGGAAAAAAGUAAAACAAGAAGUCCCGAAAAAAUUAUAUCAAAUAAGAAAAAUGAAAAAUUUUCGAGUACUGAAACAUUUAUAAAAACAAAAAAAUCUGAUUAUGAUUCAAAUACUUUAACGAGAAAGAAAAAAGUAAGUAGGAGUCCAUCUCCAACUACAACAGCAAGCGAAAUUGAAUUCGUUCGAUCCGUAAACGAUCAAAUAACCGAUUUGGAUACUUUGUUUAAAGAUACGAAAAUAUCCCGAAGACAUACUGAGAAUGUUGUUGUUGAUAAAAGACCAAAAACGUUGGAUACAACGAUUACUACUUCGAAAAAGAAAAAGGUAACCGAAAGAUCACCAACUUCCCCUUUGAUGGAUUUCUCGCCGAAAAAAUCGCCAACUAAGGAAGUUUCCGAUGAUAAAAGGAAGCCUUUUAGGCGUACUGAUACUUAUGAGGAAAGGUGCAAAGAGAUUCUUGGGUUGAUUAAUAAAGAAAGAAAGGAUUCAAUAACUUCUACAAAAGUAGUUGAUGAUCAAUCAAGAAGAAGGAGUUUUGAUAAAUCUCCGGAAAAGGUGAUUAAAAAGUCGCCCGAAAAGGAAUUAAAAAGUAAAAAGGAGAAAAUAAAUGAGUUUCCAUCACAGAUUAGAAAAUCGCCUGAGAAGGAAGUGUUGGGACCUUAUCCGCAGAAAUCUAAAGAAAUUAAAGAACCAUCCAAAAUUUCAGAGUUUCCAUCGCAAAUUAAAAGAUCACCAGAAAAGGAAUCUUUGGAACCUUAUCCAGAAAAGCGUAAAGAUUUAAAGGAACCAUCUAAAAUCGCUGAGUUUCCAUCACAAAUUAGGAAAUCUCCCAACAAAGAACCUUUGGAGCCGUAUCCAGAGAAGACGAAGGAAUCAUCUGAAAUAGAACCAUCGAGAAUAUCCGAGUUUCCUUCCCAAGUUAGAAAGUCUCCUGAAAAGGAACCUUUGGAACCUUACCCAGAGAAGCGCAAAGAAUCCAAACAAGCACCAAAAGUGUCAGAAUUUCCUUCUCAAAGACGUCAAGAUGAUAAUGUAACUAUAACAAGUCAAGAAACUAAAGUAUCACGUCAAGAUAUUUAUGAUGUUGAGCCUAAAAUGGAACCACAAAGGAAGGUGCCAAAUAAAAAGGGGGAGACUCCGCAAGUUUGCGAGUUUCCUUCUCAAAUUAAGAAGUCUCCUGAAAAGGAACCUUUGGAACCUUACCCAGAGAAGCGCAAAGAGAUUAAGCAAGCACCAAAAGUGUCAGAAUUUCCUUCUAAAAGACGUCAAGAUGAUACUGUAACAAUAACGACUCAAGAAACUAAAGUUUCUCGACAAGAUACUUAUGAUGUUGAGCCUAAAAAGGAGACACAAAAGAAGGUGCCAACUAAAAAAGGGGAAUCUCCUCAAAUUUGCGAGUUUCCAUCUCAAAUUAAGAAGUCUCCUGAAAAGGAACCUUUGGAACCUUACCCAGAGAAGCGCAAAGAAUCCAAACAAGCUCCAAAAGUGUCAGAAUUUCCUUCUCAGAGACGUCAAGAUGAUACUGUAACAACAACGACUCAAGAAACUAAAGUUUCUCGACAAGAUACUUAUGAUGUUGAGCCUAUAAAGGAAACACAAAAGAAGAUGCCAACUAAAAAAGGGGAAUCUCCUCAAAUUUGCGAGUUUCCAUCUCAAAUUAAGAAGUCUCCUGAAAAGGAACCUUUGGAACCUUACCCAGAGAAGCGCAAAGAACCUAAACAAGCACCUAAAGUGUCAGAAUUUCCUUCUCAGAGACGUCAAGAUGAUACUGUAACAACAACGACUCAAGAAACUAAAGUUUCUCGACAAGAUACUUAUGAUGUUGAGCCUAUAAAGGAAACACAAAAGAAGAUGCCAACUAAAAAAGGGGAAUCUCCUCAAAUUUGCGAGUUUCCAUCUCAAAUUAAGAAGUCUCCUGAAAAGGAACCUUUGGAACCUUACCCAGAGAAGCGCAAAGAGAUUAAGCAAGCACCAAAAGUGUCAGAAUUUCCUUCUCAAAGACGUCAAGAUGAUACUGUAACAAUAACAAUCAAAGAAACUAAUGUUUCUCAAGAUAUUUAUGAUGUUGAGCCUAAAAAGGGACCACAAAAGAAGGUGCCAAAUAAAAAAGGAAUUUCUGAAUUUCCUUCUCAAAUUGCAAAGCCAAUUCAAAAGGAAUUAAAGAAAGAUUUAGAAGAAACGUUAACUGUAUCAGAAUUUCUUACAGAAACCCUUGAAAAUCGGGAUUAUGUACGCGAAAAAUCACCUGAUAGAGUAUCUUUGGAUGAUCUUCCUUUAUUAUCAACUGAUAGAGCGUCACGUAGAAGAACGCCAGAUAGAAGAACACCAGAUAGAAGAACUCCAGAUAGAAGGACACCAGAUAGAGUUUCUUUAAGCGAUUUAGAUGUAAGAAAAGAAUCAGAAUUGGAUUCGUUUAUCAGAAAUGAGCAAUUUGAUACUGAAAUUACGUUAAAAGAAUAUGAAAAGAAACAGAAAAAAGUUAAAAAAGAUAAAAAGAUUAUUAAGGAAGAUAACGGUGAAGUUGAAACGAGUUCUUCGGAAUCUGAUGAAGAAGUAGAAAGGAAAAAUGAUAUAAGAGAAACUUCUAUGCCGAUUCAAAUGAAAGAAAUUGUGAAAAUGGAAAAAGUUAAAACCACAAAGAAAGUUGAGCAAAAAAAACCGAUACAAAUCAAGAAAAUACAAAAAUUGGAAACAAAGAAGCCGAUUAAGGAAACUAUUGUAACAAAAAAGAACGUUCAAGCUUUAUGUAAUGAUCAAAGAAUGAGUUGUAAUAAAGAGAAGUUACAAUUUGUUCGUGGAAUCCCAGAUGUUCCGCAUAAAAUAGUGAAAAAAGAUCAACCUGAAAAAACGUUGUAUAAUAAAAAACCUGAAAUCACUGAGAAAUUAACAAAAACAACUAAAAUUGAAGCAGCCCCUAAAAAGCGGGUUACAACAACGGCUAAAGUCACUUUAACCACUCCAAAAAUCGAGGUUACACCCAAGAAAACAACCCAAAAAAUAAAUCAAAAGAUUCCUUCUUCAUCAACAAAGAUCACGAGAACGGUUUUGCAAAAAACCAUCGAAGCUGUUCCUUCAAAUCGCCACGUUGUCUCAACUAUCAUUAAUUUAAAACCGAAAACACCAACAACGAUUCAUAAAACAACGAUAACAAAAACUGUAAAUUCCUCUUUGCCAAGUCAACCUCAAAAAAUAAAACCUAAAAAUACUGAAACGUCAAAAAUGACGUCUAAAACGGUUCCAAAAGUGAAUCAGAAAAAACUACCUUUAACGAACGGCCAUCACGUGCCGAGCGAUGAAGAAGAAACCGAUCAAGAAGAAGAAAUUUAUGAAAAAACCAAGAAAAAAGUUGCGAAACAAGAAAAGAAAUGUAUCACAACCAAAUCGAUUUUAAUCGAAAACGCUGUCGCUGAUGAAAGGGAAAUUAUCGUUGAUCUAAAACGUUCGAAAUCAUCACGAGAAGGAACCCCGGAUAGAAUUUGCCCUUAUCCCGUUACAAUCGAGGAGUUCUCAAUGCCGAGAUAUCCCGAUAAAAUUACAGAACCAGAAGACAUUAAAACACUACCUGGGGAGCUUAAAGAAAUCAUUAACGAAGACGUCGAAGGUUUUCAAAGCAAAAUAACCGAAAUUCAAGUUGAAUCUUUAUUAAAUAAAGAAAAAAUUGAUAUCGAAGAAGAUGAUUGCAUGUUAAGCGUAUCUGAUAAAGUCACUAAAUUUAUUACAACAGCUGAGGAAUUAACUAAACCGAAAUCAAGUAAAAUUGAUAAAGAAACGAAAAAAGAUUAUAACGUCGAUGAAAAUGAUGAGUCUCUUUUAAGCGUUUCAGAGAAAGUAUCUCAUUUUAUUGCAACGGCUGAAAAGGUUAAAAAGCCUGAAGUUAAAACAGAAAUUAAAAUUAAAGCGGAAAGAACUCCUUCGCCUGAGAAAGUAAUAAAAGCGCGUAGUCCAUCACCUAGAAAAGAAGAAAUAAUUAGGGAAUGUCAAUUAAAACGUGAAGAUAGCUUUAAAUCGACUACUAAAAAAGAAACGGUGCGGAAAGAAAGUUUGGAGAUUGAGACAACCCCAAAAACAAGUCGGAAAUCAUCGAGUGAUGAACCAAAAAUUGUUUUGAGUCCAACCGGUAGGUUAAGAUCGACGGAAACGAUCAAAAAAGCCAAAGCUUUGUUUGAAAAUAUCAAUAAAGAACAAGAAAUUUUGGUGCAAAGAGAUAUAUUGAAUCGACCAUCAGUUUUUGAGGGAAGAAAAAAUGCGCAACCAAAUCAAAUUAAAGAAUCAAAACCAACACCGAAAGAUUUCAAUGAUGAUGAUGAAGAAAUUCCUCAUUACAUGACACCGUUAGAUCGAACGAUUAGAGAACACUCUAAACCUAAAUCAAUUAAACCUGAUGAUGACGAUGAAAAAGAUAAUAUCGAUUCUCAACAGGAGGAAAUCGAUGAAGAUAUUCCUCAUUAUAUGUUACCUUUGGAUCGUUCUUUAAGGGAGCGUAGCCCCCAUAAAGAAAAUGUUAAACAACUGGAGGAUAUCAUGACUCGAAGUACUUCUUCAACUCAUCAAGUUGAAGAAAUUGAUUCGAGAACGACCAAAUUUGGGGUUACUUUAAGAAGGACCGAUUCUGGGAGGGUCAUCUCUACUCAAAAAAUUGAAAGAGUUAACGAAAAACAAGACGAAUUAAACGAAUUAAAAAUCGAGGAAAUUUUCGAUUUAAAAUAUUUGGAAAAGUUAUUGGAAACGAUCGUUGGUUAUGAUAUCAGAAGAAGGAUUCGAGCACAAAUUAGAAUUGUUAAAAAAAUGAUUGAAGAAGAAAAAAUCAAAUCGCAUCAAAAUAUAACCAAAACCGAUCAUUUAAUUAAUAGAAGGCGUUCGACGAGUAUUGAAAAAACAAAAACUAUUUCUUCUUCGAGUUUUGUGGAGAAAUCGGAACAAGAGUACACAACGAAGAAAGUAUCUUCUACGAGAAGAAGUAAAAGUCCUACCGAGAAAUUAAGAAAAUCUCCCGAAAAAGGUGACGCAAAAAAUGAGACGAAAAAAGUAUUCCAAACGGAAUUAAAGAAAACCAAACCACUUCAAAAGAUUGUCGUUGAUGAAAAACCCGAAUGGGUGACCCAAAAAACAUUAAAAAAGGUUUCCGAUAACACCCCGAUUAAAAGAACCACAAUCGCAAUCAAAAAAAGUAUCUCAAAUCGAACAGAAAAAAGUCCGAGUAAAGAAAUCACCGAUGUAAUCACUUCAAGUUACGGAGUUGGACCUUUAGAUGAGAACGGCACUCCUCUUUUUGGAUUAAAGGCUUUGAGGGCGCAGAAUAAAUCUGAUAAAGUGAAAGUUCAAGGUACGGUAAUUCAAAGCCAAUAUUAUUCCGAAAACGGUCAAGAACCCAUCGGCGAAGUCAGCGUUACGAAAUAUUCUUCAGACCCUAAAGAUCUUGAAAAUAAAGAAUUUAAAACUGAAAAGGGGAUAUCGUCCAUCACAACGACCCAAAAAUUCGGUUAUAAAGGCACACCAUCUUUAAAAACGAUAAAAAAUAAGGGUGUUGAAAUUGAAGAAUCUUCGAAAACUUCUAAAGUUACUAGAAGGGGAUCAGUCAAAGAAAUUUCGCAGAAAUUUAUUGAAAAUGCUGUUGAAACAUUGAAGAGUGAACGUAAAUCGUCCUUCCCCAAGGCAGGAUUAAUUUUGCGCUCAUCCAGCUUCAAAGAUACAAAAAGCCCAUCGCCUAAAUCCGGAAGUAGUAGAGAAACAUCUCCGGGUUAUGCACAAAGUACAACAAAAACAAUCAAAACAUCGGGAACACGAACAGAAACCUUCCUUACCGACCACUCCAAAGUUACCGGCGUGCAAGAUGUGAUUACCCGCAUGAAAAACGAAGAUAUUGAAGGAGAAACGAUUGAAGAUAUCGAAGCGAGAAAUCUUUUAAAUAAAUUCAUCGGUUCGCAAGUUCUUUUAUCCGGAAUCGAAUCGUCGCAAGAUGGCGCUAAACGAACUGUCACGAAAAUCACCACGAGCGUGUCGGAAAGUGGACAAGCACCCAAAACGAUCACCAGGACUUUCACACAUCCCAUAACUCCCGAGUUAUUAAAAACAGUUUGGGAUCAACAAACUUUAAAUUUAUUGUUGGAACAAAGUUCUGAUUACGAGGAUAGAAAGAUUAUCAGAGCGAGGUUACGAGAAAUCAUGGCAGAACAAGAAGGUAAGCUAUUUAUUUAUUCUAAUUUAAAUCUAACCCGCAUUAAACUCAAAACGAAAUCGAAAACCUUAUUCAAAAUAAAAUAACCUUAUUUUAAAACG
Molecule: messenger RNA, 8217 nt
Organism: Onthophagus taurus
Lineage: Eukaryota; Metazoa; Arthropoda; Insecta; Coleoptera; Scarabaeidae
Source: RefSeq, a predicted model, not a curated record